AAUAAGGCCCCACUUCUUCUUUCUUUGAAAUUUAGGGUUUCUGAACUGCUUCGCAGUUCGAAAUCGAUCUUCGGCACAAACUGGAAAGUGAUCUUCGCUUGUUACCUGCAAAUUUGGAUGGAUCCUUCUGCUUUAAGCUCUGCCGAAUUGCAGCAAUUUAUCAGUCAAGAAAAGCAAAAGGCAAUGGUCAACGAAAUGGUGGCGAAGCUGACGCAUAUCUGCUGGGACAAAUGCAUCACUGGCACUCCCGGGAGCAAGUUCAGCUCCAGCGAGAGUUCCUGCCUUUCCAACUGCGCGCAGCGCUAUAUGGAUAUGUCUCUCAUUAUCAUGAAACGCUUUCAGUCCUUGGGUUCCAUGCAGUAAAGACAACAAAACCAUGGUAUCUUGACCCAGUUUUUGAGUUGUAGACUUCGAUUAGUUCAUAUCAUUACUUAAUUUGAACUAGAAUGUAUUAUGUUGUUCAUUGGAUACUUAACAAUCAUUUUUAAGACUCCAAAAAUCAGUUAUUAUGGAAGUUCUAUUGUUGGGAAGAA
Messenger RNA from Diospyros lotus (date-plum), 533 nucleotides. Its product is annotated as mitochondrial import inner membrane translocase subunit TIM8-like. Lineage: Eukaryota; Viridiplantae; Streptophyta; Magnoliopsida; Ericales; Ebenaceae. Bases 118 to 363 code for a protein of 81 amino acids. The transcript has 2 exons. The record is from RefSeq and is a predicted model, not a curated record.